Messenger RNA from Caenorhabditis elegans, 618 nucleotides. RefSeq names its product Transmembrane protein 138 (gene tmem-138). The transcript has 3 exons. Gene Ontology annotation, cellular component: cilium; endomembrane system. NCBI's taxonomy places the organism in Eukaryota, Metazoa, Nematoda, Chromadorea, Rhabditida, Rhabditidae. Bases 40 to 570 code for a protein of 176 amino acids. The record is from RefSeq and is marked reviewed.
AGCAGCUAAAGCAACAUAAAUGAAUGUAUAAUUUUUAGCAUGACAUCCAAAUAUCCAUAUGUAUUAACAACUCAAGUCUUCAUGCUUUCCAUCGAUAUAUUAUUCAAUGCACUUGGAGUUCUCUGCUAUGGGAAUAACAUGACUUUGCUUUUAAUUUAUAUACUACAAGAUACUCUACUCAUUAUGUCUUCACUCGUUCUUUUUGUCUCAUUCACUGCAACAUUUGUAUUUCAACUUGGUCUUAUUCAUAUCGUCAUUUUUCAAUUUUUGCCAACAGUCAUCAUUUCGAUACUUUAUACAUUUGUUUCUAUUGGAUAUCACUAUGCGAGUUUGAGCUCAACUUGGGAAGACCGCACAGUUAAUAUUUUUAUGAACGGACCUUUACUUUUGUUUUUUAUAAUUCACAAAAUUGUUUCAUGUGUUUUCUAUGCAUACUACAAGCGUACAGCUCUUCAGAUAUCGGAUCCAAAGUAUAACUCCGAUUCAACGUGGCUUCGAGAACUUUUCAUUAAGCACAUGAACGAUAAGGCAGCGAAAAUCGAAGCUAGAACAGCUGCAGAAAAUAAUUAGAGAUUUAAUUCUCAUUUUUCGCUAUUCCUUUGAAAUAAAUUAAUGUUU